CCCAAUAAGGCUCAACACAUUCCUUCGCUUCUGCCAUUUGGUUCGAAAGCACUCUUUCGCAUUUCCACGUACAUUGGUCGAGACACAACUCCAAGAUACAACAUGAAGGUAGCGAUUCUGAUGGUGGCCCUUGUGGUCCUUCAAGGCACUGAUGCCUUUUUAAGAUCCCGUGGUGGCCGUAUAACUAGUUCCUCACCGUCAGCUGGGUCAUCGCCAACCCGAACCGGAUCUUCAACAGGUGGCACGUCGACGAACUCGGGUCCAAGCACUGGCAGAAGACCUGUCCUUCCUGGCCCAAGCACCGGAGGAUCCACGCGUCCUAAGCUCCCAGGCAGUCUCCCAUCAGGAACCACUGGCACAAGGAAUGGUCAGACAACAGCAACGAAGAAGCUGAUGGGCGAUGACGUCAAGACGCGCCUUCCAACAGACGAACCGAAGUUACCAACAGAAACUACCCCACGAAGACCAGAUAUUCCUGGAGCAGAAAAAAGUAAGCUUAACCAGGCUCUGGAAACCAUGAAGCAGUACAAAGAUGUCAUCAUUGAGGGAGUUUUAUCGGCGGCUGCAGAGAGCGCCGCCGCGUUGGCAUUCGAUGCCAUCGUGGGAUCAUGGCAGUCAUCGAAUGAGGAGGGCGCUGCCGUUCAGGAGACUCCUUCCGGUGAGACGGUGCCAGCUGAGCUCACCAAUGAAUGCACAGAUGAAGAGGGGGCGGAAAUCAUCAUGGUGGCGACCAGAGAGCUACUCGAUGCUGGCUUGGACCCGGAGUCUGCAGAAGGGAAGCAGUACAUCCAAGAUAUACUUGCUUUUGAUUGCGCGCAGAACACGGCGAGGCGAUAGACGAAUCAGACGUCAUCUUCGUCCUUCCUCGAUUAUUUCUGGAUUGGUAUGAAGAUCUUAAUGUUAACUGAGUGGCUUCAUCAACUUUAGACAGUCCUCGCCAAAGUCUGAUAUGUAUAACAUCUUGACAAUUUAAAGAAUAAACUUGUGUAUCAA
This is a messenger RNA of Lineus longissimus, 993 nucleotides long. RefSeq lists its product as uncharacterized. The record is from RefSeq and is a predicted model, not a curated record. The coding region runs from base 103 to 837 and encodes 244 amino acids. The transcript is spliced from 3 exons. NCBI's taxonomy places the organism in Eukaryota, Metazoa, Nemertea, Pilidiophora, Heteronemertea, Lineidae.